AUGGAGCCAGAAAAGUACAAGUGGGCUAAAAGCUAUGAUGAAUUUUUAGAUGUUUUAAGAGAACAUGAAAUUUCUACCACAUCCAAGUUUGUAAUUAUUUGUGCUCCAAGUAAAUUUAAUUCAGAGAAAGUUAGUCCUGUCAAGAAUCAAAGAGUUUAUUGGCAAGAUGAUAUACCUUAUUUGUACUUUAGUUCACGAACAUUCUCUUGCCAUCAAGGGAAAGACUUGAAUGUAGUCAAUAAAAAGAAGUAUGCCAAGAAAAGAGAUAGCAAGGCUCUAACAGACCAUUGUUUUACUAAGAGAUACCAUCAAGCUCAAACAACAAAGAAGCUAGACUGUCCUGCUCAAAUUAUUGUCAAGAGAGUCAUCAGGAUACCAGAACUAAAACUGUCUAAGUCGCUGAAAGAAAAAUAUGAAAAAGAGAAAAUAUCACAAAUAAUAAAGAGGAAAAUAUCAGACUCUGAAGAAUUUGGUGAAGAGUGCUACCUUUUCAACUUGCCAAGUAUGGAAACACAUGCCAACCAUCUGAUUGGAGUAGAAGCAUCCAUUACUGAACCAGUAGACUCAAGAGUGAGGACCUAUAUUUCUCAGCUUGUAAAUAGAGGAGAAAGAAAUCCUUCCGUAAUAUUAAGAUUGGUGGAGUUUUAUGCUACCAAUGAACUCCAAGAAACAGAUAAAAUGAGAAGAAGGUUUUAUCCAUCGCUGUCAACAGUUCGACAGAUUAUAUCUGCUGCAAAAAUCAAGGCCUCAAAAAGCCCUAUUGACCAAGAAAAUGUUGAAAUCAUGAUCAGCAAAUUAGAUGGGUCUAAGAAUAGCAUUUUUUUUAGACCUUCUUCAGUGAGAGAAGAUGAAGAGGAAGAAGGAAGUUCUUUAAGCUCUAGUUUAUUAUUCGUCUACCAAAGCAGUGUCAUGAAACGUUUAUAUGAAAAGUAUGGUAAGAACACCAUUAUGCUUGAUGCUACAUAUCGCACAUGCAAGUACGCACUGCCAUUGUACUUUAUUGUUGUGGAAACAAACGUUAAUUUUCAAGUAGUUGGGGUUAUAAUAACUCAGUAUGAAACAAAAGAAGCUAUUACUGAAGGAUUGAAUGUUUUCAAAGAUUGGAAUCCUGAAGUACAUCCCAAGUAUGCUAUGGUGGAUUACGCCUAUGAAGAAAUUUCAAGUUUAGAGACUGUGUUUCCUGAUAUUUCUGUUUUUAUUUGCAGUUUCCACAGGGAGCAAGCGUGGCAUCGUUGGUUUUCUAGAGCUGGUAACUCAGCUAUUCCAAAAAAAGAAGCCUUAUCUCUUCUGAGAAAAAUUGCAUUUUCUGGUCCUGGACAAGAAUUGCAAUCAGCAAUAACACAGUUGCAGUCAUGGGAACAUUAUUCCACUAGUACAUUAAAAUGCUAUUUUGAAGGAACUUGGCUGAAAGAGAUACCAAGGUGGGCUACAGCCUUUAAGCCUCUAGACAUGCAUUUGAAUACAAAUAAUGGAGUGGAACGAAUGAACAAGGAGUUGAAGUACAACUACUUAGAGGGGUUCAAAGGAGUUCGCUCUCUGAAAUAAUCAGUAUCAUUAUUAAUGAUUUCCUCCCAGAAAGGUACAGAGUAUAUGUCUGGAAAAACCUGCAAAUGAAUAAACAAUACAGAAAGUAUGAUGAUGCCAUCCCCAGGUAUCUACAAGGAAGACCAAAAUGGUUUAUUGACCAUAUUAUGUCAAAGUUGUCAGCCCUACCUGCAGAAUCUGUCAUUAUCAAAAUCAAUGACAGUGAUUUUUUAGUUGAAUCCUCUUCUGACAAGGGAAAAUUCUACAAAGUCAGUUUUGACCGAACUAUGAAAUGUUGUAGCUGCACAUGUUAUGAUUUUAGUAAAGAGAGAAUGAUAUGUAAACAUGUGAUACAUAUUGGCAGCAAAUUUCCAUGUUGGGAUUUGGAAGAAAUUCACUCUUGGCUCUUAUCAGAUCCUAUUUUCAAUUUUGAUGAAGGCUUAAGAGCAACAGAUGAAGGGCAACUGGCAAACUCUUCUCAUUCUGUUGGUAAUCUUGUUGAUGUUGAAACAACAAGAAACAAUUGCAACGAUGAUAGCUGCUUUCAAAACAGAACAGAGAGCUUAGGUCACUCUUCAGUAUUUUGUGAUUUGAAGCUAAGGGGUAGUGAGAAGAAAUUGAAAUUGAAUUCCAUCAAUUCCUCAAUCAGAACGAUUCAAAGUAUUGCUUGGUAUCUGGAGGCAAGCAAUUUGUCUAGUUUGGAUGAUAAAAUGAAGGAAGUUGUAAAGGAGUUGAAAACUCAAGUUCCCACAGAUGUGAAUUCUGGACUUCCAGUAGAAACAAAUGUAAGUGAUAUCCAUCGUACUUCUGUCAAGAGGAAGAAAACGGACUAUUGUAAACUACCGUUGCAUUUAAAAAAGAGAGCAUUUACUGGCAGAGUUGGUGUCUUUGCUGAUAUGAUGAAGGACAGUAACAAAAUAAGCAUUACAUUGUGAGUAAGCAGAAUCAGUUGUAAUAAUUUAACUUACCACUUCUUGGUUAUUUGUUUGUUGCUGCUGUUUUUACUAUGUAUGUAAUUUUUUUUAUUUAGGAAAUGUUGAUUUUAUAUUGAUUUCAAAACGUCAAUUUUGUAUGCUGGUUUAAACUUUUAGUCCCUUUCUAAAAUUGUCUAUGUAAUUCAGUUAUCUUAUAACAAUAACUUACUUCACAUGUUUUUAAAUAGAUGUCUGAGAGUGUAUUAUUUCAAUACUUCUAUGUAUAUAAAUGUAUUUCACAGCAGUUGAUAUC
Macrosteles quadrilineatus (aster leafhopper) is the source of this 2751-nucleotide messenger RNA. RefSeq lists its product as uncharacterized. NCBI's taxonomy places the organism in Eukaryota, Metazoa, Arthropoda, Insecta, Hemiptera, Cicadellidae. The record is from RefSeq and is a predicted model, not a curated record. Gene Ontology annotation, molecular function: DNA-binding transcription factor activity. The transcript is spliced from 4 exons. The coding region runs from base 1 to 1545 and encodes 514 amino acids.